Entelurus aequoreus (snake pipefish) is the source of this 2410-nucleotide messenger RNA. Its product is annotated as protein LYRIC-like. The coding region runs from base 321 to 1934 and encodes 537 amino acids. The record is from RefSeq and is a predicted model, not a curated record. Lineage: Eukaryota; Metazoa; Chordata; Actinopteri; Syngnathiformes; Syngnathidae. Gene Ontology annotation, cellular component: nucleus. Gene Ontology annotation, biological process: positive regulation of canonical NF-kappaB signal transduction; negative regulation of apoptotic process; regulation of transcription by RNA polymerase II. The transcript has 13 exons. Gene Ontology annotation, molecular function: transcription coregulator activity.
GACUUCCGGGUGGAACCUGAACGCAGCACAUGUUAUCACGGCGAGGGGCGAGGGCACGGUCGAAGCCAUAUGAGGUGAACCUGCCGCCCUCGAGUGGCCACAUUGUCACCGUUCUGUACGAUACUAUACGCCACGUCCUCGUUUGUAUAACGACCGGAUAGGUUAGAAUAGCCUAGCCAGUCUGAUGUAGCUACGUAGAGGAAGGGUUUUAUUCUUUCCAUCAUGUCAAAGUCGUUCCGCUAUUUUUAGCUAGCAACCGCAAGCUUGGACGGCUAACAGGGGCGGGCUUCAUUGUAAAUCCUUAGCUAGCUUCAUUAGCAAUGGAACAGUGGAAGGACGAGGCCUCUCAGCAGGCGGAAUUAAUUGCUGAGCGCCUGAAUGAAUUGUUGUCCAAAGGCUUGGAGUUUUUGCGCACGGAGCUCGGCGUGGAUCUGGGGCUGAAGCCCGAGUUGGUUCCGCCAUGGGCGACCCUGUUGGCGGCGUGCGCCGGCUUGGUGCUGAUGCUCGCGCUAUGGGCCUCGAUGUGCCGGGCUCUCUUCUCCAAGAAGCGGCCUGCUGUCACUGUCGUGGACCACAGCGUCGGCGUCAAGCCAGAGGCCGACAAGGCAAUUAAAGUGGAGGAACCGAAAAAGAGGAAGAAAAAGUCUGAAAAGGCAUCCCAGCCAAACGGGAGAGCUGUCGCAGAAAUCCAGGAAGAAGAUGCCAUAGUUACAGAGGAGAUAGUGCCACAUCACCAGCCGCCUUCAGUACAAGCCAAGAAUGCUGAGGCCAAAAAGACCAAGAAAAAAGGCAAGCAGGCAGCAAAGGUGACAGUUACAGCAUCUGGAAAGGAGCCAGAGGAAGGCACUUGGGAGACCAAAGUCAGUAACAAGGAAAAACGUGAGCAGCGCAAGAAGGACAAGAGUUCCAGUGAUGACUCGUCCAGUCCUGGAGGCAGUGGUAUGCCUGCCAGUGUUCCUCUAGAGCAGUGCAAGCCCUCAACAGCCACUCCGCCUGCUCCCCAGAAGAAGAAAAAAGUAGAGUCUUCAAAGGUGACAGCUGCGAAGGUGGACGCUGUUGUCUCUCAAGGUAACAGAAGUGACGUAGCAUUGGUGGCAGCUGGUGGUGUGACUGACAGUCAAGCAGUGAAGGCGGUCAAGGUUCCUCUCCAUACUGUCGCGCCAAAGACACAAGGCUCAUGGAGUACUACGAGAGAACCAGCACCAACUAUUGCGGCACCACUGUGGAAGGCAGAUAUUGACGAUUCCUGGACUGUGAUUGAUAGGGUUCCAUCUGAUCUUAAUAUGAUGUCCUUCACUAAACUGGGUGGGGCUGAAACCCAGCCGGCAGAUAAUGUGCCAUGGCUCACCAAAGUGGAGGAUGAGUGGUCUGCAUUCAACGGUGGUUCACUGGAUCCCAGCUCGGACUGGAAUGCCCCCGCCGAAGCCUGGGGAAACUUUGAAGAGACUACCCCUAAGAUGAUUCCUGUUCAGGAGCAGCCUCGACCUGAGCCUGUUAAGCCUGUUCUGCUGAGUGCAGCUGCCGACGAUGAUGAAGAUGAGAAGGGCAAUGACGAAACUGCGGCUGAUGGAGCAGCUAAAACAAAAAAGAAGAGGAAGAAAAAGAAAAAGGCAGCUGAGGAGGGUGGAACAACUGGCCAGGUUGAAGUGCCAGACAAGAAGGUGGAACAUUCAGCUCAGCCGAAGAAGCAGCAGCCGCCUGUCCAGGGGCCUCCUGCCGCUGUCAAGCCUGUAAAAGCGUCUGCUAUUGAGUUGAGAUUGGAGCGAUCAGCGAAGGAAAACGUAUCGCAGAAACCUCUCGCCACACAAGUGCCACCGAAGCUACCUGAGGGACAAGCCACUGCUCAGAUCAACCCUCUUGCAACACAACAAAAACCUGACGAAAGCCAAGCAGCCAAGCCAUCGAAGAAGAAGAAGGCAAGGAGGGAGACAUGAGUCCACUUUUUAGUCAACCACAUGCAAAAGACUUGAUAUCCUGAUUAUGCAAGAAGAAAACAACUCUGAUCUAUGGUCGACUUGAUGGACUACCUUAAAUCCUGACUGAAAAACGACAACCUUUUUAUCCAGUCAGUCUGGAUCAUCAUCAAAAGUGAACCUCGAAGCAGCUGAAUCUAACGUCAUGCUUUGUGAAUUAAUUUUUAAACAUGCUUUUGAUACUGUCUUGUAAUUCUAUUAAAAUAAGUGAAGGAUAUAGUAGUUAGAAAUGUAGAUGUAAAGAAAUUGUUGUUGUGGUGACUAUGCGGUUACUCAGCAUGACAACACUGCUGAACUGGCCUUUCCUUUUCUUUGUCAGCCUUGAUGGUACAGUGAGCAUCGUUGAGUGGAAAAGGGUUGGAAGAUAUUUUAUUAUCUCAACAGUGUGAACAUGUCUGUAUUUUCAUGAUCUGUGAGAUUACAGCCGACUAAGUCCA